AUGUCGCUCGCUCCAGGAUGGACAGCCUACAAGGCUGCGGACGGGAAGGAAUAUUUCCACAACGCCACUACGAACCAGACGACCUGGGAUCGACCAACGGCGGCACCAGCGAUCCCGAAGGCGGCUCCGCCGCUGCCAUCGAAGCCUUCAGGGGGAGGCUUUUUCGGAGGCGCCAAAAAGAGCGCCGGCAAGCCCGCCGGCGGUGGUGGUGCGACAGCUUCUCCGCCGCCAGACCUCUUGGCGUCGAUUCGGGGAGGAGCGUCUCUCAAGAAGGCUGAGACGGUCGACAAGAGCAUCGCCCGGGGAGCCGGCACCGUCAGCGGCGGGGGCGACGGCGGGGGCGGCCCGGCGUCCUCCUACUCCGCCCCCGCUCCCGCCCCGACCAGCGGCGGCGGGGGGGGCGGCAUGAUGGGGGAGCUCGCGAACGCGAUGGCCCGGAGGAAGUCUUCGGGGCCGGGGAGGGGAGGGCCGCCUGCCGUGCCGUACUCGGCGCCGGCUCCUGCCGGAGGGCCGGGGGGUAGGUCGCCGCCCCCGUCCAUGCCCGCGCCUAUGCCCGGGCGGGGGAUGGGCGGGAUGCCGAUGCCUGGCGGGCGGGGGGGAGCUGGUGCGCCGGGGAUACCUGCGAAGGCACCCCCGCCGAUCCCCUCGAAGGCAACGAACGGUGCGAGCUCGUGGGGCGGGCCGUCCGCAGCGUCGAGCGCUCCCGCUCCCGCUGCGGGUGCCGGGGGCGGCUACGGCAGCAACGGCGCCGGUUACGGCGGAAACGGUGUCGGUUACGGCGGAAACGGUGUCGGUGCCAGCAGCAGCAGCAGCGCGCGAGGGGGGGUUAGCGAGAGCGACCGGCUGGCCGCGAUCGAGGCGAAGCUGGACAAGAUCAUGCAGCACCUUCGCAUCGCGUGAUUUUUUUUCUUUUUGUUGAGAAAAUAAAUCUUGUUCUUCACCCGUGCGAUCCGAUCGCUUUCUCUCUCUCUCUGGGCCGGGAGGGGAUACGAUAAGAGCAAACGGACCCCCCCUCAUGGAUCGGCCCGCCCGCCCGCCCGACGGAUGCUCGCUGCUAUCCGGCGCGGUGCGAUCCCGCGCGAGCGAGCUAAACUCUGUUUUUUCCUCUGUGGAAAGAGGUGGCCCCACGGACAGGAAAACCAUAUUUUCGUGGUCACAUAUGCAUGCCGGUAGAGUGACGAACGGCACUACCUCUUUUUUUUUUUUUCCUAUUUGUGUUUUUUGUUCUUCUUUUCGUCUCUUUGUGCGAUGUUCUUGGAUGCUUGCCACAUGUCCGCGGCCGCACGGGGGUCAGCUUUUACUUGGCGUGUGUCCAGCGAUAAAAAGACAGAGCAGCAGCAGGUGGUUUCUAGGGUUUACCAAACGACCCUCUUGACUCCUUUUUCCCUUAGCGAAGACUCCAAAAGUUGUAUGUAGCCGUGUGUGACAGUAGAAGGUUUGUCGGCAUAUAGCGCUCCAACUUGCACAGGGGUGGUGGAAGAGGGGUCUUGGUGCAUCGCAAGUUGAGUGUAUCAUAGCUUCUGCUUCAUCAGGCGCGAAGCAUUUUUGGAUGUUUCCGCGCCCGGCGUUGCGGUCGACGUUGUCCUUGGGAGUGACGUCAACCUUGCCAUGGUGUUCCCUAGGAGUCACUGCAGAGGACAUGAGCAGCCACAAUUUGUUGUUGGUACAAGUAUUAUAUGACGGGGGGGGGGCUGUUUUGUUGUGUGGCGUUGAUAAGUUUAGUUGUUUUUGUGCCAUGUCUUGUGGUGUGUGUAGCGUGGGUGUAGCCCCCUCGGGUCGUCGUGAAGACCCCGGUACUUAUUUUAAUCGUGAGUUACGUACGUACUAUAUAGCGAUGGCCCGCUGUUUCCUGCCGCC
Molecule: messenger RNA, 1857 nt
Organism: Ectocarpus siliculosus
Lineage: Eukaryota; Phaeophyceae; Ectocarpales; Ectocarpaceae
Source: the annotation of a GenBank genome assembly